This is a messenger RNA of Drosophila serrata, 1363 nucleotides long. RefSeq names its product mitochondrial ribosomal protein S5 (gene mRpS5). Lineage: Eukaryota; Metazoa; Arthropoda; Insecta; Diptera; Drosophilidae. Gene Ontology annotation, biological process: translation. The record is from RefSeq and is a predicted model, not a curated record. Gene Ontology annotation, cellular component: ribosome. Gene Ontology annotation, molecular function: RNA binding; structural constituent of ribosome.
CAAUGCCAAAUGGUUUUUGUCAGAUCUAACGCUUAAUGACCGAAUGAAGUGUAUAAACUUUGUUAAUAGAAUUAGUCUCAUAAAGCACAAAUAUAUGUAAAUAUUUGGGAGAACGACAUUCAGGAUACUAUGGCUCGAUUUUUACUUCAAACCCUCAGUUUGUCAAUUUUAAAAAAUGAUAAGAUUUGGUUAGUCCCAUCUACCCAUAUGUUACACCACAUAAGUUUACGCAAUACCAGCUUUUUUAACAGACUUCCUGCGGAAGAUAUUUGGCGUGGAGUGACUGCAGUUAGUAACGCUGGGAAAAAAAGAGGUCGUGGCAAGGGAAGUGGAAAGAAAGUAGCCAAAGACCUGAAUAGGGGGCAAACCAUUGGUUUCGGAAAAAAGAAUUGCCUAUGGCCCGGAUUAAAUUCUCCAGUGUUUCGUGGAAAUGAGCUCAUCCAUCAACAAAAAAUUGUUGAAAACAAUGAAAGUGAAUAUGGAGAUAAUAAAUUCCGUGAUUCGAUGGGAAAUUUCAGGUUGAUGAAACUAAAUCCGCUCGAUCGUGGAUGGUCUGGCAGUAAAAUGCCUGGACGAAGUAUUGGACCACCUGAUAAUGUUGGAGAAGAAGAAUUUACUUCAUUUGAUACCCGAGUAUUGGAAAACAAAAUUGUUUUUAUUAUGAAAGGAAAUAUGGGAAGAAAACGAAGGUAUUCUGUCUUGUCCGUCACUGGAAAUGGAAACGGCUUAGCAGGAUUUGCUACCGUAAAGGCUCCAGAAGUAAGAACUGCUCUUCGAAUGUCAAAAAAUCGAGCAGGCCAAAAACUUAUAAAUAUAAGUCUUUGCGAAAACAGAACUAUUUACCAUGACUUUUUUACAGCUUUUGGAAAAACCAAAAUCUAUUGUUUUCAAAAACCUGAUGGAUACGGAUUAAUAUGCCAUCGGGCUAUAAAAACCAUUUGUAAAGUUAUAGGUAUAAGGGACUUGCAUGCCAAGAUUGAAGGAUCCACCAACUUACAACAUAUUGUUAAGGCAUUUUUUAUAGGUCUUAUGCGUCAAAAAUCGUUUCAAGAUAUUGCUACAGAAACAGAUUUAAACAUAGUUCAACAGCAAAAAGCAAAAGGUGAUUAUUCAGAGGUAAAGGGAAUUCCAUUUUGUAAGCCAGCGCCAAUCUCUAAAAUUCAAGACAUUGACUAUAUGCACUAUACAUUAGGCAAUAAAAUAGUGUUAAAAAAAAUUGAAGUUUCGCCAUAUUAUACUCACACGAAGGGGCAUGAACUUAAACAAGUUAAAGUGGAGCGAUUUCGAAAUCAAACAAAUGUUAGACUUAAUAAGCAAGUAAAUAUUUAUGUAUGAUCAAUUCUUCUUAAUAAAUUUAACAUUU